UGUUUGCACCUUCAAGGUAAAGAGAGCGCGCUCCUAAAAACUCCAACCUAGAGACAGAUUAGUUAGAGAGAGAGAGAGAUAUCCCAAGGGAAAAAUACCGAUAGGGGAGAAAACAGAAAAAGGCCGACCCAGAUAGAGAGAGAGAGAGAAUUAUUAGGACCCCCAACAUCCCCUUUUAUUGUUUUCCUCCAUUGACCCAUGUUCAUUAGAAGCUCCAUUAACCAAGAUCUGGUUUUGAAUUUGGGUUUUGGGUUUUGGGUUCAGUAAAGGACCGUCGUUUGACUUUUGGGUCCAAUGAGGUUUCUCAGGAAGAUUGCUAAUUUUUUAGGUUUUGUGAGAGAUGAUCAUAGCAACCAGGUGAAUGAUGGUGAUGAUGGUGAAGUGGGUUUUGAUGGAAACGGUGAUGGGGUUAGUGGGACUACGAAGGGAUUCAGUGUUCAGGUACCAGUCAUGGUGGAGAGGGCUUAUCAAGGCCCGGUGAUGUCACAGUGUAGCCUUGGUGAAGGUGGAGUUCAGGGCUUUAAAUGGUAUGCAAAAAGGCUUCAAAUGGAUGAAGAUGGUGAUGUCGCCGAGGAAUUCUUUGAUGAGGUUCUGCCUGAACCAUCGGAAUCCAACACGCAAAAAGCAAAACCCACUUUUCGACUAAAGUAUGCAAUACGCCCUGCUAAGGUUGGUAGCCAAGCAAUUGCCAUUGAUGGAAAUAUUCAUCAAAGUGUAGAGUGUAAGGGGAGAUUGCAAUGGGUUUGAUGGACUUUCUUGGGUAUGUACUUCUUCGUUUGGUGGAACCAAGGCAAAUUGCAGCGGGUUUGAAAGUAGAGCGUUGAUUGUCUUGGUUGGUUUCUGGUUUUCGUCCCCUUGCUUGAUGGACAAAGUGCUAAUUCUUUCAAUUAAGUCAAGUGUAUUCCAGUA
This is a messenger RNA of Amborella trichopoda, 909 nucleotides long. RefSeq lists its product as uncharacterized. Lineage: Eukaryota; Viridiplantae; Streptophyta; Magnoliopsida; Amborellales; Amborellaceae. The record is from RefSeq and is a predicted model, not a curated record.